Molecule: messenger RNA, 2328 nt
Organism: Henningerozyma blattae CBS 6284
Lineage: Eukaryota; Fungi; Ascomycota; Saccharomycetes; Saccharomycetales; Saccharomycetaceae
Gene: ACO2
Product: aconitate hydratase ACO2
Exons: 1
Coding region: 1-2328 (775 amino acids)
Biological process (GO): tricarboxylic acid cycle
Cellular component (GO): mitochondrion; cytosol
Molecular function (GO): aconitate hydratase activity; 4 iron, 4 sulfur cluster binding
Source: RefSeq, a predicted model, not a curated record
AUGCUUCGUUUUAAAAGAACUCUGGCAACAGAGACAUUUCAAAAUUUACGCACCAAUGUUCCUAAUUAUAACAAAUUAUCCAAUAAUUUAUCCAAUAUUUAUAAAUUAACAAACAAUUCACAUCCUUUAACUUUAACUGAAAAAAUUUUAUUUUCACAUUUGCAAGAUGCAGAGAAGACUUUUGAAAAAAUUAAUAAUCCAAUUGAAUUGCGUGGUAAUGAUUACUUAAAAUUAUUACCGGAUCGAUUGGCUAUGCAAGAUGCAUCUGCACAAACUGCUAUUUUACAAUUCAUUACUACAAACCAUAAAUUCACACAUGUCCCCACGUCUAUUCAUUGUGAUCAUUUAAUUAAAGGUUCUAAGGGUCUCUCUAAUGAUCUUUUACCUUCUGUACAACAGAAUAAUGAAGUAUUUGAUUUCUUGAAAUCAGCUUCUUUGAAAUUUGGUAUAGAAUAUUGGCCACCAAAUUCAGGGAUUAUUCAUCAAAUAGUCUUGGAAAAUUAUUCUGCGCCUGGUUUAUUAAUGUUGGGGACAGAUUCUCAUACUCCAAAUGCUGGUGGUCUUGGUGCCAUUGCUAUUGGGGUUGGUGGUGCUGAUGCUGUGGAUAUUAUGACAGGGAAUUCUUGGGAAUUGAAAUGUCCAAAAGUAAUGGGGAUUCAUUUGUAUGGACAACUAAAUGAAUGGUGUAGUGCAAAGGAUAUUAUCUUGAAUAUUGUUGGGAAAUUAGGUGUUAAAGGUGGUACAGGUUUCAUCUUGGAAUAUUUCGGUUCAGGUUUGAAUAAUUUAAGUAGUACCGGUAUGGCUACCAUAUGUAAUAUGGGUGCAGAAGUAGGUGCUACUUCAAGUGUAAUGCCCUUCUUACCAGCUCAUGAAAGAUAUUUGGCAAAAACAAAUCGUCAAUUUAUCGUGGAAGAAGCUAAAAAAUAUAAAGAUACUCUCUUAAAAUCAGAUGAUAAUGCUGUAUAUGAUAAUGUUAUGGAUAUUGAUCUUUCAAAAUUGGAACCACAAUUAAAUGGACCUUUCACGCCUGAUCUUUCAACUCCAAUUUCAAAAUUUGGUAAAACAUCUAAAGAAAAUAAUUGGCCACAAGAAAUUUCAGCUGCUUUAAUUGGUUCUUGUACAAACUCUUCCUUCCAAGAUAUGUCAAGAGCUGCAAAUAUUCUAAAACAAGCACAAACUGUGGGAUUGAAACCAAAAAUCCCUCUUUAUGUAGCGCCAGGUUCGGCUGCUGUUAGAGAAACUUUAAAACGUGAUGGUGUACUUGAUAUUUUCCAAAACGCAGGUGCUAUCAUUCUUUCUAAUGCAUGUGGUCCUUGUAUUGGUCAAUGGGAAAGAGAUCCAAAAGUUGAAGGUCCAAACACGAUAUUGACUUCUUUUAAUAGAAACUUCAGUAGACGUAAUGAUGGUAAUCCACAAACUCAUAACUUCUUGACAUCUCCUGAAAUUGUUACUGCAAUGGCCUUUUCUAAUAACGUUAAUUUUAAUCCAAUAACUGAUUCUAUCCCAAUAGAAGGUACAAAUGAAUCAUUCAAAUUUAAACCUCCAACGGGGAAAGAAUUGCCAGAUUCAAAUUUUGCCAAGCCAACUGAUGAAUCAGUGGCUGCGAUUUGGUCAAAUCCAGAUGAAAAUGUACAAAUUAGCGUUGAUUCAAAUUCUUCCCGAUUAGAAUUGUUAAAACCUUUCCCAAAAUGGUCAGGUAAUGAAUUGAAAACUUUAGUUGUAUUAAAGAUUAAAGGUAAGUGUACUACUGACCACAUUUCACCAGCUGGUCCAUGGUUAAAAUAUAAGGGACACUUAACAAAUAUUUCAGAAAAUACAUUAAUUGGAAGCAUUAAUGCUGAAACUAAUGAAACUAAUACUUGUUAUGAUUUAGAUGGUAGUCAAUACACCGUUCCAGGUUUAAUGAAAAAAUACAAAUCUGAAAAUAUUCCUUGGUCUGUAGUUGGAGAACAUAAUUAUGGUGAAGGUUCUGCUAGAGAGCAUGCUGCAUUGAGUGUAAGAUUUUUAGGUGGUCAAAUGGUAUUAGUUAAAUCAUUUGCAAGGAUUCAUGAAACAAAUUUGAAAAAACAAGGUAUUUUACCAUUAUGGUUUACUAAGGAUUCCGAUUAUGAUUUGAUUGGUAGCGGGGAUGUUUUAGAAACUAUCGGUUUGAAAGAUUUGAUUAAAAUGGGUGUUGAUAACGGUGAGUUUGUAAAUGGAGGAUUAUUAAAAUUGAAAAUUACAAAACCUGAUGGAAAUGAACAUAUUAUUGAUGUUAAACAUACAAUGUCUAACGAUCAAUUGGAUUUUUUUAAACAAGGGUCUGCAGUUAAUUGUAUGUCUGCUUAA